Messenger RNA from Paramecium sonneborni, 1873 nucleotides. Lineage: Eukaryota; Ciliophora; Oligohymenophorea; Peniculida; Parameciidae. The record is from the annotation of a GenBank genome assembly.
AUGAGUGGUUAUAAACAGUUUGAUGAGAUUGAACCUUAUAGAUAAAGAAUUCGAGAGCUUGAAGGUUAACUAUAGAGAAUGGAUGUUAGAUUUAGUAAUGUUCUAACACAUACUGGGAAAGCUGACACACAAUUGAAUAACGAUUUACAUGUAGAAUUAGAGAAGAUGACAAAAUAAAUGAUAUAGAAGAGAAGUGAAGCUGAAUUAUGGAAGUAGAAAUAUGAAUAAUAACUAUCAUCAACAAUGUAGAUGAGAAACAAUUAUGAAUUAGAAUUAUAAUAAUUAUCAAAGGAAGUUUAAAGGUUAUUGGACAAGGUAGAUCAAUUUGAAUAUGAAAAAAGAUUGAAUGAUAAAUAAUUAGUUAGAGAGACUUUAUAAGAUAAGGAUUUAGAGAUUGAUGAUUUAUUGAGUAAAUUAUAGAGAAUGAGAUUAGAACAUGAAAAUGAAUCAUAAAGACUUUUGAAUGAGAAUGAUAAUUUAAGACAUAAGAUAAAUUAAAUUGAGUUGGAAAGAUAAAAGUAUGAUUUUAUUUAGAUUAUAUAAUAGAGAGCUUGAAUAAAUGAGAUUUAAGAUAGAAACAUUCCAUUCUUAAAAUUUGGAUAAUCUAAGAAAAACUCAUUAGAGUCAAAUUUCAGUUGUUGAAUCAGAAAUAGAUAAAUUAAGAGGAUUAUUAGAAAUAAAAAAUAAUGAAAUUGAAACUUUGCUUUCUUAAAAUAUGAAGUUGAAAGGUUCUUAUGAGAAUUAAUUAAAUGAAUUAAAUAUUUAAUUUGAUACAUAAAAAUCUAAAUAUUAGAAAUAAGAAAUAAUACAUAGAGAUCAAUUAGCAUAGUUAUAAUAAUAAUUAUUAGAUGAAUAAAAGUUUAAUUUAUAAUCUUUAAGUAAAAAUUAUGAAUAAAGUAUGACUACUUUAGAAAAAGAAAUCUCAACAUACUAAAAAAAGAAUGAAGCUUAAUCAAAAGAAAUAUAAGAUUUAAUUUCAGAAAGGUAAUAAUUAAGAGAUAAUUAUGAGAGAUAGUUUGAAUUAUUAAAGAAAGAUAAUGAGAUUUUGAAAUCGAGAUAAACUUAAUUUGAAUAAUUAAAGUUAAAGGAUAUGUAAUAGAUAGAAUCAGAAUUAAUAUAAACAAAAUAAUCAUAAAUUGAAGUUGAAAGUGUUUAUAGAUAAUAAGUAGUUAAAUUAGAAAAUGAAUUAUAACUCUGUUAAGAGUAAGAAAAUGUUAAGAAUAAGGAAGUAGAAACUUAGAUUCAAUAAUUUAUAUUAAUAAAAUAAGCAUUGGAAGAAGAUUUAUAACAUUUAAGAUAGUAAAAUUAAACUUUAAAUGAAUAAAUAAAAGAAUUAGAAAAGAUAGCUUCAUUUGAAUAAGAAGAAUGGAAAGUUAAAUGGUAAUAAACUGAAUUCAUAUUGAAAGAUAAAAUUCGAAGUCUUGAAAAUAAAGUUGAUAUUUUAUAAUAAGAAUUGAGAAAAUAAAAAGAAUUAACUGAUUCUCAAAUUAAAUAAAUUCCAGAAAGAGAAUUUAAAGUUUUAAUUGAUGAGAAUGAAUAAUUAAAAACAAGAUUGGUAUUGUAAGAAAGAGAUAAGUUGAAAGAGAGAGAAGAUCUAAGGAUAAAAUUAGAAUAGUCGCAUCAUUAUUAAAUUGAAAAUUUGAAAGCAGCCUUUAAUACUUAAAUAAGAAUUCUUGAUUAGGAAAACAAAGAUGCAAAAAAUAUAAUUUAACAAAAAGAAAAUUCAAUUUAAGAAUUAUUAAGAAAAUAUGAAAAUUUGGAAACUGCAUAUAGUGGUUAAACAAUUGGACCAUAAGAAUAAGCAUCUAAAAAUAUAUAUUAAGCAUAUAUUCGUUCAUCAAAUAGACAGUCAUCAUUACGUAAAUAAUAAUGA